CUCGUGAAGUACAGCUCAGCAACAACAACAACAACAAUGGCAGCGUAGUCGAAACAUCCUCGAGAGCAGUGCGGAAAGGAUUUGAAUCAUUUUAACCGGAUCUGGAGGACACGGCGAAACACAGCGGACUUGUUAAACAAGCUCUGGUUUCAUCUAUUUAACGUUUUUAAUCAGCACCGAGGGUUUUUAUUUAUUUUUGAAUAGCUGGCACCGCCUGGACGCGAUGCGCUGCAGCAGGGCCGAGUCUACCGGUAACGGUGUUCUGUUAUGAAAACAAGGAAAUGUUUUUAUUUUACAUGAGCGGACGCUUUUGCAUUGGGACGCAGCCUGUGAACAAAAUGGAGGAUUACGCGCUAAUUAGAGGGAGUGCCUGUUCUCGCUGUGCUUUUAAAUGAGUUUGUGCAGCAUAACAAUAGAAGCGGAAGGAAUACAAUUAACUAAGUGAAGUGAAAGCGCGUAGUGUGGCGCAAACUGUAACGUUAUUGAUUAUCUUAUGUUGUGGGAAACUACUUCCCCCUCUGUUACAACAACGGUAUACGGCAAAAUGUCUGACUCGGGUGAUGCUUCAAGUUCUGGCGCCUCCGGCCUCAGCAGCAGGGCCGGACUGAGUUUCCCCGGGGGCAGAGGACUUCCGGCCACAGUCAGGAGUGUGUCCUCCCCACAUCCGCCUGGAAGACUGACCUCCCUGAGAACCAGGGACUUGACACUGGGAGGAACUUUCAAAAAACCAAAGAAGGCCUUUGAACCAAAUGUCCACGCUGUGAGGAAAAGUAAAGACGAGUUAAAGGAAAGGAUAACUGUAGCUCCAAAAAAGGAGAAAAGGAGGGAUGAACGAAGAGGAGUAAGAGAAGGUAACAGAGGGAAGAGGAGAGAGAGGCCACAGACUAUCCAGUCUCACUCCAUCUUUGAACAAGGUCCCGCUGACAUAUGUAAAACAGGCUGGCGUGGCGCCACUACAGACCUGCACGACUCCACCACCUCUCCUGUGUGUAAACUGGUCAACAAAGAGAAGAAACAUUCAGAGGACGAGGAGGAUGAGUUACUCAGCAAACUACAAAGAGAUGAUUUCCUAGAUGACCCGAAUCUGAGGAACGACGCCAAGCUGAAACCCAUCCAACUGCCUCUGAGUCAGUCCAGCAGCUUCAUUAAGAGCCAAACUCUGUCGAGCACGACGUGUGCAGUGGACCGUCGGGGAGGAGACGGCCGCAGCAGGACGGAGCUGCCCAAACCGGAGCAGCCACCCCUGGUAGACCUCCUGCAGGACCUCAGCCUGUCGGGCAGGGACGAGCUCUUCUUCAUGCAGCUGCCUGACUGUAUCCCAGGUCGGCUGUCUGAACAGAAAAUGGCCCCCCCUCUAAGACCUGCGACAGAGAAAGGAGCCAAGAAGGAGGGCAAACCCGAAGACAAGAGACCUGCACAUCUACAAGCGCAACAGCCUGUGACCAAGGAGGGUUGUCCUGUGCUGUCACAGUUGCCAGAAGGAUUUCUCGGUAAACUGCAGAUCAGGAAGUCAGGAAAGGUGGAGCUGAAACUGGGCGAUAUCGUUAUGGACGUGUCUGAGGGAGCUGCAUUCUCCUUUCUACAGCAGCUGGUGUCCGUGCGUCAGUCUGACGGAAAGACCGGAGACAUGAUGGUGCUGGGAAAUGUCCACCACAAAUUGGUCCUUUCUCCAAACUUUGAGACUUUACUGAAACAGACGUCAGCGCAGCAGCAAAAAGAACUGAAAUAAAUCAAACUAAAAUAUCCCGCAUAGAGAAUAAAUGGAUCUGAAAGCUACACACUGAGGAAUAAAUUAAGGAAUAUGACGCUCAAACAGAAAGAAAUUGACGAAAUUCCCCAAUUCCCCCUUUUUUAGGGCAGCUACUUCACUGACUAGUGUCGUUAUCUUGUAUUUUGAGCAUAGCAAAGCUGUUUUAUAUAGUAUUAAGUUUCCAACUCACAUGCACUGAUUCACAAAGAGGAGACCACACACCAGCACAGCAGCUUACAUGACUGUGAGCUUCACAGUGACUCAACACCAGCAGACCUUCACUCCAACGACACCAGAGUAUGUGGUUGACAACGUUUGCCUGGAAGAAGUCAGCGUCAGAAUCUUCUCCCCAUUUACAAGAAUCUGACCAGCAAACCUGACUAUUUCCCACAGCUCUAGUGUUCUAUUGCUAGAUUAUGUGCAGCUCUCAUGUCGUCUUUUUACUGUCCAACGGGAAUUUUUGUAUGUCUUCUAUACUGGUAGCAUUGUUAUAUGGCCUGUGCACUGUAGAUAUUUACAUGUUUAACUGCUUUUCUGCCUUCGUUUUACUUCUGUACCUUUUAUGGUUUGUUACAUGUAAAGGAUGUUUUGUUUUGAUUUUAAAAAUAAUAAAUGUUAAAUAAAUGUUA
This is a messenger RNA of Solea solea (common sole), 2379 nucleotides long. RefSeq lists its product as uncharacterized. NCBI's taxonomy places the organism in Eukaryota, Metazoa, Chordata, Actinopteri, Pleuronectiformes, Soleidae. The record is from RefSeq and is a predicted model, not a curated record. Gene Ontology annotation, biological process: transcription by RNA polymerase III. The coding region runs from base 494 to 1729 and encodes 411 amino acids. Gene Ontology annotation, molecular function: DNA binding. Gene Ontology annotation, cellular component: RNA polymerase III complex. The transcript is spliced from 8 exons.